AUGUUUUUUUUUGUAAUAUUUUCUCUACUUGUUGUGGUGGCUGUGGCAGUGGUGCCUGCUGCUCAGGCCUUCCGUAUGAAGGUUGCAUCCUAUGCCUAUGGACUCCACUUCAUGAUGGUAGCGAAUGAUCUUCCGAAACAGUUUACAGGAACUAAUUAUAUGCGAAUGCAACAGGCACCGACAACACAAGCAUCCAGACGCGUCAUUCGAAUCGUGUUCAUUCGACAUGGUCAAUCAGUUUGGAAUUCUUUAUUUAAUUCUUAUGGAAUGUACUGGCCUGUACGCAUGGUGAAAGCAAUGAUCAGUGAGGCAAUAUACUUUGUCCAGGAUCCAUUUAAUUCAGUUAUUAUUGAUUCUCCUUUAAGCUCUAAGGGCAAUGCAGAGGUUCAGGAGUUGGCACAGUUUAUACGUACAGCUAAGGGAAAAGUAUCUUAUGAUGUUGAUACAUCCCUCAUUGUUUGUAGCAACCUUCGUCGUGCAAUGGAAACAGCGGUUAUUGGCAUGGGACCUCGUAUUUCAUCUACUAAUGAAAGGAUAUUAAUUGAUUCAUCAUUACAAGAGGGUUCCCGUAAUAUCGACGCGCAAACACUUUCCACUGAGAAAGGGAAAAUAAUUCCCUGCAAAAUUGGAAGGUACAAUACUCCAUCGUUGCUUAGUACAGUUUUUGAUGCUCGUCUUAAUGCUGGUAAUAGAACACCUCAGACGAAUGUUUAUGGGCGUAUGGAUGAGUUUGUUUAUCAUCUCUUUGAUGGUACUAAAGAGACUUCAUAUCGACCAGCAUCCACAACGAAGCGUUCAAAUGCAGAUUUAAAGGAAGUGGUUGUGGUUGGUCAUAGUGGUUAUUUUCGUUGCUUCUUUCGUCGUUUUUUGCCAUCAUCCUCUAGGCAUAUUGCCAAACAAAAAAAGAUUCAGAACUGUGGUGUGGUUGCGUUUGAUUUGGUUCGUAACGAGUUAACAAAUGAGGUUUCCAUUGAUGAGUCUACAAUAUCUGUUCUUUACAAGGGUUUCUGA
Messenger RNA from Trypanosoma theileri, 1011 nucleotides. RefSeq lists its product as uncharacterized. Gene Ontology annotation, molecular function: phosphatase activity. The record is from RefSeq and is a predicted model, not a curated record. Lineage: Eukaryota; Euglenozoa; Kinetoplastea; Trypanosomatida; Trypanosomatidae. Bases 1 to 1011 code for a protein of 336 amino acids. The transcript has a single exon. Gene Ontology annotation, cellular component: cytosol; cytoplasm.